This is a messenger RNA of Protopolystoma xenopodis, 216 nucleotides long. NCBI's taxonomy places the organism in Eukaryota, Metazoa, Platyhelminthes, Monogenea, Polystomatidea, Polystomatidae. The record is from the annotation of a GenBank genome assembly.
AUGGCUGAUGCUGUUAACGCUAUCCUAUCUCUAGUCGAACUUCACCCACCUGCAAUGGUGUUGUCUCUCGCAGCAGCUUCAUUCCGGGUUGGAAUGUGCAGGAGAUUUCGGCCCCAUUGGAUGAAGUACUCCUUCGCCAAUGACACGGAUUUGGCAUUUCCGUUGGGAGCAGUCGAGUCGGGCUCAGAUGGCCACGAACGAAUGAGCUGGGCGUGA